UUAAGAUUGUGCACCCUAAAAUCCGAACCGAAAAGCCAAAAAAAAAUCCAGGUCGAGUGUUGGUUGAAGAUUGAGUGAGAGAGAGAAGGAUCGAAGUAGAAGAAGGAAGCAUUGAGUGAAAAGAAUGGGGGUCGAUUACUUUAAAGUUCUUCAGGUAGAUCGGAGUGCGAAUGAUGACGAGCUCAAGAAAGCUUAUCGCAAACUCGCUAUGAAGUGGCAUCCUGAUAAGAACCCUAACAACAAGAAAGACGCGGAGGCAAAAUUCAAGCAGAUCUCUGAAGCUUACGAUGUUUUGAGCGAUCCUCAAAAACGAGCAGUUUACGAGCAGUACGGAGAAGAAGGGUUGAAGAACCAGGCCCCACCUCCCGGCGGCGGCGGAUAUGCUGGAGGAUCAGACGGCGGAGCAGCUUUCCACUUCAACCCCAGAAGCGCUGAUGAUAUCUUCUCCGAGUUAUUCGGUUCCGCAAGGCCUUUUGGAAUGGGGAGUGACCCGCGCGCUGGACCGUCUUCUGGGUUUAGGUAUGGCGAUGACAUCUUCGCUUCCUUGAGGGCGGCGGCUGCUGGAGGAGGAGGCGAAACCUCGAUUCCUGCGAAGAAAGAUGCUCCAAUCGAGAGACAGUUCCCUUGUAGUUUGGAGGAUAUCUAUAAAGGAAACACCACCAAGAAGAUGAAGAUCUCUCGUGAGGUUCUCGACUCGAGCGGGAGGCCAAGAGCGGUUGAGGAGAUACUGACGAUUGACAUCAAACCCGGUUGGAAAAAGGGAACCAAGAUAACCUUCCGGGAGAAAGGUAACGAGCAGCGCGGGAUCAUCCCCUCCGACCUCUCUUUCAUCGUCGACGAGAAACCGCACCCCGUUUUCAAACGCGACGGGAAUGAUCUUGUCGUAGUGCACAAGAUCUCUCUCGUCGAAGCCCUCACCGGCUACACGGCACACGUCACCACUCUUGACGGCAGAACCCUCUCUGUUCCGGUCAACUGUGUGAUCAGUCCCACCUACGAAGAGGUCGUCAAAGGCGAAGGCAUGCCGAUACCUAAGGACCCCUCGAGAAAAGGGAACCUGAGAAUCAAAUUCACCAUCAAGUUCCCUUCCAAGCUAACUUCUGAGCAGAAGUUGGGGAUCAAGCGCGUCUUGUAGUUGUAGGCUUCUUUUUUGGAAUCGUUUAGAAGAUAUAUACAGUAGUAUGCUUCUUUAUGGGUUUCUCUAUUCUUUUGUUGCAUUCUUUUUGCGAACUGUGAUAUAAAACGAUGCCGUUUUUGAUCUGAGUUUGCUUAAACACCGCCUUCUCUGUCAAAGUGUCA
Messenger RNA from Thlaspi arvense, 1299 nucleotides. NCBI's taxonomy places the organism in Eukaryota, Viridiplantae, Streptophyta, Magnoliopsida, Brassicales, Brassicaceae. The record is from the annotation of a GenBank genome assembly.